AUGCGACCGUCUCUUGCGUUCCUGGCAGUUGCCCUCGAGGCGACUGCUACCCUGGCGUCCAGUUUAACUCCGCCUGUACUGCCGCUAAUCGUCCGAAACCCCUACCUGAGCACCUGGCUGGGGGAUGCUCGGGACGUCCCUUGGUCCAAAUGGCCAAUCUUCUAUACCGGAGAAGAGCUGGGCCUUUCCUUGAUGGCCCAGGUUCCAAGUACCGGCACUGUUUAUCCUCUGCUGGGCAAGCCCCAUGAGUCUCUCCCGGAAUCGCAAUAUGAAUUCCCUACCUAUCUCGGAGCAAAAUACGAUGCGUCGACCACAAAUCUAACCUACAGCAUCAACACCCAAGCUACUUCUACUCCGCUCAACAUCACCGUUUCGUUCCUGUCCCCGAUAACCCCAACAUCGACUCUGCGACAGUCGAUUCCAGCGUCCUAUGUUACGAUCCAUAUUGAAGGUGAGGUGACGGUGAACGUCUACAUGGAUAUUAAUGGUCGCUGGGUCAGCGGAGACUCAGACAGCCAGAUCACAUGGCAGUAUGAGACGGAACGGCCCUCUGUUGAUGCCUCACCUAACCUCCAGAGAUGGCGUCUACAACGCGAGACACAAUUGCUUCUCUCUGAAAUUCGUGAUCAAGCGGAAUGGGGCUCUAUUCACUUUACGGGACCUGCUGGCGUCCAAUAUCAGUCGGGAGCGGCCCCAUCAGUUCGGCAUACAUUCGCUGCCCGAGGUUCCCUGACAAAUGUAAACGAUGCUGGCUUUAGGGAAAUAGGGGAUCGGGAGCCUGUUUUUGCCUUCUCCAAGUCCUUUGUGCCCUCCCGAAAAUCGGGCGUGACGGCCGACAGCGUCACUUUCACUCUAGCACUCAUUCAGGACACGGUCGUGCAAUAUGCCUCUUCACGCGGCCUGACCAUGAUGCGCCCUCUUUGGAAGUCCCGGUUUGAUAGUGCCGAGUCAUUAUUGAAUUACCACUACAACGAUUUUGCCAAUGCAGCAUCUUUGGCUGCCAACUAUUCUCUCCAGUUAGCUGAUGAUGCUUAUGAGUCUGGUGCGCAAGAUUACGUUGAUAUUGUAGCGCUUACUGCUCGACAAGUUAUGGGUGCGACGACAUUCUCUGGCACUCCAGAUGACCCAAUCUUAUUCCUAAAGGAGAUCUCUUCCAACGGGAACUUCCAGACCAUCGACGUUAUUUUUCCCGCCUUCCCAUUCUUCUUAUACACCAACCCCCGCUGGCUGGCCUAUCUUUUGGAACCAUUGAUAGAGCACAUGCUGAGCGGACAGUAUCCUAACAAGUAUGCCAUGCAUGACCUGGGAACACAUUUCCCUAACGCCACGGGUCACCCUGACGGGAACGACGAGUACAUGCCUGUUGAAGAGUGCGGCAACAUACUCAUCAUGGGACUAGCCAUUGUCAAUUCGAUGCUCUAUGAUAAGGAUACGGCAGCGGCAUCAAUCUGGUCCACAGAAGGUGAAGCUCAAGUACUGUUGGAGGAGAAUGCUGGCUACUUUCCCUUAAAUGAGUUCCAGACUCUUUCAGGGAUCGACAAGCAGGACGGAAAAUGGGGAGGUGGCGCCUCCGGUCGUAGUCAAGCCGAAAAAUGGAUCCAGCGGAGCUAUAAUCUCUGGACACAAUGGACCAGCUAUUUGGUUGAGUACUCACUCGAACCUGCGAACCAGCUAUCCACAGAUGACUUUGCUGGCUGGCUUGCGCUCCAAACGAACCUUGCACUGAAAGGUAUCAUUGGUAUCCAUGCCAUGAGUAAACUUGCCGAGGUGGCAGGAUACAAAGAGGAUGUCCAAUAUUACAAGAACAUCUCCGACACUUAUAUCGCAAAAUGGGAAGAAUUCGGUAUGUCGCGGGACAACACUCACGCCAAACUCGCCUACAACUGGUACGGCUCUUGGACAACAAUCUACAACCUCUAUGCGGACGCCCAGCUGUGCUUCCACCUCGAGGGCACAUCCCUCGAUCCAUCACCUUUCCACCACCCAGCUGACAAGGAUCAAACGCCACUUCGCCCACCAAAAACGGCAAUCGGCUUCGUGCCCCAACACAUCUACACCAAACAAUCCAACUGGUACAACAAUGUGCGCCAAAAAUACGGUCUCCCUCUUGAUUCGCGCCAUCUGUACACGAAAACGGACUGGGAGUUCUUUGCUGUCGCCGUUGCAUCCAAGUCCGUCCGCUCGCAGAUCCUUGAGUCCGUCGCAAAAUGGGUCAACGAGACGUCGACGGAUCUGCCUCUCACGGAUCUACAUAACACGGAGGACGAUGGUGGAUAUCCCGGGCCAAAUUUCUACGCUAGGCCGGUAACCGGUGGGCACUUUGCAUUUUUGGCGUUGCAGAGAGCUUGCGGUGGAAAUGCGAUGGAAGGUUUGAGGUUUUUGGAUGAGCACGGUGCUGGUGCUGGUGCUGAUACCGAUAUGGGUUCCCCUGAGGACCCUGUUAGGGAGGACCUGUAA
Molecule: messenger RNA, 2457 nt
Organism: Aspergillus puulaauensis
Lineage: Eukaryota; Fungi; Ascomycota; Eurotiomycetes; Eurotiales; Aspergillaceae
Product: putative glutaminase
Exons: 5
Coding region: 1-2457 (818 amino acids)
Source: RefSeq, a predicted model, not a curated record